Diceros bicornis minor is the source of this 1236-nucleotide messenger RNA. RefSeq names its product growth differentiation factor 3 (gene GDF3). The transcript is spliced from 2 exons. The record is from RefSeq and is a predicted model, not a curated record. Lineage: Eukaryota; Metazoa; Chordata; Mammalia; Perissodactyla; Rhinocerotidae. Gene Ontology annotation, molecular function: growth factor activity; cytokine activity. The coding region runs from base 69 to 1163 and encodes 364 amino acids. Gene Ontology annotation, cellular component: extracellular region. Gene Ontology annotation, biological process: SMAD protein signal transduction; BMP signaling pathway.
UCGCUGGGCAGUGGGGCGCUAGAGCCCUCUCCAGCCUGACUAGACAGCUUUGUCUCAGCUCAGAGGCCAUGAUUCCUUCCCUGCCAGUCUUGGCUCUCGGCCUCCUGUUAACUCUGGCUUUGAGCCAGACAUUACAAUUUCAAGAAUAUGUCUUUCUCCAAUUUCUGGGCUUAGACAAGGUGCCUUCACCCCAGAAGUUCCAACCUGUACCUUAUAUCCUGAAGAAAAUUUUCCAGGAUCGAGAGGCAGCAGCAAUCACUGGGGGCUCCCAAGACUUAUGCUCCGUAAAGGAUCUGGGUGUCCGUGGGAACGUGCUCCGACUUCUCCCUGAUCAAGGUUUCUAUCUUUACUCCAAGAACCUUUCCCAAGCCUCCUCUUGCCUACAGAAGCUCCUCUACUUUAACCUGCCUGCCAUUAAAGACAAGGAGCAGUUAACAAUGGCCCAGCUUGGCCUGGACUUGGGGCCCAACACUUACUAUAACCUGGGGCCGGAACUGGAACUGGCUCUGUUUCUGGUUCAGGAGCCUCGUGUGGGCCACUCCAUCCCUAAGCCAGGUAAACUGUUUGUACUGAAGUCCGUACCAUGGCCUCAAGGUGUCCUUCACUUCAACCUGCUGGAUGUGGCUAAGGAUUGGAAUAAUAACCCCCAGAAGAACUUAGGUUUGUUCCUAGAGAUACUGGUCAAAGGAGACAGAGACUCUGGGGUGAAUUUUCAGCUUGAGGACACCUGUGCCAGACUGAGACAUUCUCUUCAUGCUUCCCUGCUGGUGGUGACCCUCAACUCUGAGCAGUGCCACCCUUCUUCCCGAAAAAGGAGAUCAGCCAUCCCUGCCAAUAAGGCUUCCUGCAAGAACCUCUGCCAUCGUCACCAGCUGUUCAUCAACUUCCGGGACCUGGGUUGGCACAAGUGGAUCAUUGCCCCCAAGGGGUUCAUGGCAAAUUACUGCCAUGGAGAGUGUCCUUUCUCACUGACCACCUCCCUCAACAGCUCCAACUAUGCCUUCAUGCAAGCACUGAUGCAUGCAGUUGACCCAGAGACUCCCCAGGCUGUCUGUAUCCCCACCAAGCUGUCCCCCAUUUCCAUGCUCUAUCAGGACAAUGAUGACAAUGUCAUUCUACGACAUUAUGAAGACAUGGUAGUUGAUGAAUGUGGGUGUGGGUAGGCUGUCAGAAAUCAGAACAGAAGGAGUGUUCUUAGGGUAAAUCUUCUAAUAAAACUACCUAUCUGGUUUGUGA